Messenger RNA from Brassica napus (rape), 740 nucleotides. RefSeq names its product arp2/3 complex-activating protein rickA. Bases 33 to 521 code for a protein of 162 amino acids. NCBI's taxonomy places the organism in Eukaryota, Viridiplantae, Streptophyta, Magnoliopsida, Brassicales, Brassicaceae. The transcript has a single exon. The record is from RefSeq and is a predicted model, not a curated record.
UGUUUCUGUUUCUUUCUUUCACCACUGCAAAAAUGCUCUCUUCCUCCCUGGCAAUGGAGUUCCUCUGUUUCUUCACUCUGCUUUUGCUUUCACAUUCUGUUGCGUUGAAUAUAACAGAGAAAAUGCAGACGGAAUGUGAAAUGUGCUUAGAAUGUGAGAAUCCAUGUGAUCAGCCACCACCACCGCAAGAGAUACUCUGUCCUCCAACUCUUCCACCACCUCCGCCGCCUGAGAUACUCUGUCCUCCACCUCUCCCACCACCUCCACCGCCUCCGUUAGAGAUUUUUUGUCCCCCACCACCACCGCCUUCUCCUCCUCCGCCACCCCCAUCACCGCCACCGCCCUGUACGCACUGCCCACUACCACUUCCACCACCGCAGCCGCCGAUUUGUGACGAAUGCGUUCAUAAUAAGCCGAGACCGCCGAUCAUUAUCACCGCAGCAGCAGCUUCACGGGAGGUUUCAGCUUCUAUAAGCUUAGCAACUGCUCUCGCCUUUCUCGUCUCUUCUCUGCUUCAUUAAUCUGCUAGCGAUCUUCGCCCUUUUAUGUCUCAACAUUAUUAUUCUUACAAUCACUAAGUGGGUUUUGAAGAAACUUGGUUGUAUUAAUCAAAUUAUUGGUUGUGUCUCAAAUUAUCCGUCCUCAAAUAAAUAUUUUGACUUGUUGUUUUGAAAAGAAUAGUUAGGUUUGCAAAUUCCUUUAUUAUUGAUUCAAUAAUUUUACUGUUAUUAUUUUGUUCA